AUGUCAAAUAACGGCCUGGACAUUCAAGAUAAGCCCCCAGCCCCUCCAAUGAGAAACACCAGCACUAUGAUUGGAGCUGGUAGCAAAGAUGCUGGAACCCUAAACCACGGCUCCAAACCUCUGCCUCCAAAUCCAGAGGAGAAGAAAAAGAAGGACCGAUUCUACAGAUCCAUCCUACCUGGAGAUAAAACAAACAAAAAGAAGGAGAAAGAGCGGCCGGAGAUUUCUCUUCCCUCAGACUUUGAGCACACGAUUCACGUUGGGUUUGAUGCUGUCACAGGGGAGUUUACAGGGAUGCCAGAACAGUGGGCCCGCUUGCUUCAGACAUCAAACAUCACGAAGUCGGAGCAGAAGAAAAACCCGCAGGCUGUGCUGGAUGUGUUGGAAUUCUAUAACUCCAAGAAGACCUCCAAUAGCCAGAAGUACAUGAGCUUUACAGAUAAACUAGCUGAGGAUUAUAAUUCUUCUAACACGUUGAACGUGAAGACUGUGUCUGAGACCCCCGCAGUGCCACCGGUUUCAGAAGAUGAAGACGAUGAUGAUGAUGCUACCCCACCUCCCGUGAUUGCUCCACGCCCAGAGCACACAAAAUCUGUCUACACACGGUCUGUGAUUGAACCGCUUCCUGUUACUCCAACCCGGGAUGUGGCUACAUCUCCCAUUUCCCCUACGGAGAGUAAUACCACUCCUCCAGAUGCUCUGACCCGGAAUACUGAGAAGCAGAAGAAGAAGCCUAAAAUGUCUGAUGAAGAGAUCUUGGAGAAAUUACGAAGCAUCGUGAGUGUGGGCGAUCCUAAGAAGAAAUAUACACGGUUUGAGAAGAUUGGACAAGGCGCUUCGGGCACUGUGUACACAGCAAUGGAUGUGGCCACAGGACAGGAGGUGGCCAUUAAGCAGAUGAACCUUCAGCAGCAGCCGAAGAAAGAGCUGAUUAUUAAUGAGAUCCUGGUCAUGAGGGAAAAUAAGAACCCAAAUAUUGUGAACUACUUGGACAGUUACCUCGUGGGAGAUGAGCUGUGGGUUGUCAUGGAAUACUUGGCUGGAGGCUCUUUGACAGAUGUGGUGACGGAAACCUGCAUGGAUGAAGGCCAGAUUGCAGCUGUUUGCCGUGAGUGCCUGCAAGCUUUGGAGUUUCUGCAUUCCAACCAGGUCAUUCACAGAGAUAUCAAGAGUGACAACAUCCUGUUGGGAAUGGAUGGCUCUGUCAAGCUAACUGAUUUUGGAUUCUGCGCCCAGAUCACCCCGGAGCAGAGCAAACGGAGCACCAUGGUGGGAACCCCAUACUGGAUGGCACCAGAGGUUGUGACGCGGAAAGCCUAUGGGCCCAAGGUCGAUAUCUGGUCCCUGGGCAUCAUGGCCAUUGAAAUGAUUGAAGGGGAGCCCCCAUACCUCAAUGAAAACCCUCUGAGAGCCUUGUACCUCAUUGCCACCAAUGGGACCCCAGAGCUUCAGAACCCAGAGAAGCUGUCAUCUAUCUUCCGAGACUUCCUGAACCGCUGUCUUGAGAUGGAUGUGGAGAAGAGAGGUUCAGCUAAAGAACUGUUACAGCAUCAGUUCCUGAAGAUUGCCAAGCCCCUCUCCAGCCUCACUCCACUGAUCGCUGCAGCAAAGGAGGCAGCCAAGAACAAUCACUGA
This is a messenger RNA of Pipistrellus nathusii (Nathusius's pipistrelle), 1635 nucleotides long. The record is from the annotation of a GenBank genome assembly. NCBI's taxonomy places the organism in Eukaryota, Metazoa, Chordata, Mammalia, Chiroptera, Vespertilionidae.